CCAGAUUCAUAGUGUUAUGCAGCCCAGGCCUAUCUAGGAAGGCUGGGCAUAAAUAGUUUGCUCACAGCAUCACAUGAUGACGUGGGCAACAUAAACACUUAAACUCUGUGGAUUAAAGUUAAUAGUAAUCAAAACUAAUUUCACCACGAAAGGAAGUGCAAUCGAAAUGAAUGAAGAAGACAAGGUCAUUCCAGUGAGUUAAUAAAAUGACAAGGUGUUGCCUGUCAGCGUUGUAGACUACUGCCUCACAAGCCCGGGCUUUAGUGGCACUGGCAUACGCGCUUGCCUCUGCACUGAAGGAGCCACCGAACGCGUCCGCGUUGCAGCUCUCACUUUCUCCCGCUACAGUAUGUCCUACAAUGACAUAUUUGGUGGGGAUUUGCAGCCAACAAUAGGAUUGGAUUGGGACUAAAUCAAUGAAUAAAACGAUAUUGAAAUGAAUAUUAUUAACAAAUAUUUCCCAGAAGAUUUUGGGUUCAACCUAAGGCUGACUAGGACAGAUCAAUCAACUUGAUCCGACACAGUCAGCCUACAUGUCAUACGUAAGUAAACCCACAAGAGAGACAAUAUUGCAAAGGCAGGAAGGACCAUGUUCGAUGGAAGGCGUAGGGGUAGGCAAUCGAAAACGUUUGACGGGGAAAUUUCUGUCAAUAUUAGCUAGUCCUACUGAGUGGGCAAGUAACCUUUCCCGCGCUCUUCCUAAAAAUACUAUUUGUGAUGUCAUAAAGGUCUAACGUUCCAUGACGUAGCAUGUAGCCCUAAAUUACAGUCCCUGCCUGCAAUAUUGUCCUCACUCUCGACCUGAACUCAACUUGAAUGUAACCAACACAGACAAGGACAUGCUUUUUGAGAUAUAAAAUAGCUUGAAUGGAUGAAGAAAAGGUCAGCUAAAUUACUUCAUACAAUAUUGGGGGAAAGUAAAAAAGGGUAAAGCAAUAUAAGCGGAUAUUUCUUGUAAAAAGCUAUAACAUAUUGUAAAGCAAAUGUACCAUUCUUUAUAAAGUCACCAGCUUAGCUCUGAAAUGGCUGUAGCUCUAUUUAUGAUGUCCUCUGCACAGAUCUACUCUGACAUUGACAUAUUAUUACUUAUUGGAAUGUCUGACCUUCAGGUAGCACAGAGGGAGGAUGGUGAUCCUCAGAGGGAAGGAAAGGAAGUUGUUGAGGAAGAACCGGUGGCCACGCCCAAAGAGGAGGCCAAGAAGGGAAGGAAGGCAAAAAGUAAGAGGAGUGGCAAGAAGUCAAGGAAGCUGGGCACUGACAACGAUGCAGUCUCCAGGAAUAAACACCUGGAUAGAGGAUCUGUAAUUGAGCUCCUGGAGAAGAAAGCUGUUAAGGCUGCAUUCGGCCCAGGCAACAAGGAUGAAAUGGAAUACUCCUACCCAAUCCUCAUCUCAUUCCUGCGCAAUCUUACUGAUGAGCAGUGGCAAGUGAUCUACAAAGGACUAAAAAACCCUAUGACGAAGGAACAGCUUGCCAAAUUGUGCAAGACAAUUGUAACCUUCAUCGCACAGACCACCCUGCAGAUCCUGCUGCCAGCCCUGGCCCGCGUACUUGGGGUAAAGGACUUUGCUGACGACGACACUGACUCACCCAAGAGGGGUGGCAGUGCAAGAUCCUUUGCUGCCUUUGAUCAGGAAAGACUGGAGCUCAUCCAGGAAGUUAGAUAUCUGGCGAAGAAAAUGUAUAAGGGCGGCACAGGGGCUCAACAUCUCAGGUCCCUAACACCCUCUUCUAAGAGUUCCCAGACCUCAGUGAAAGUCCACCUGGGAAUGACAGAGGACAGAAUCAUCAAAAGUGUCCAGGAGCAACUGUCUGAUCAUAAUAUCCUGUCCUCUUGCCCACCUGAGCUGACUGUUGGUCUUAUCAAGGUGGUGGUCGAACAGCUUAACUCUGCCCUCUCUGCGACCAUCAGCAGAGCCAUUUCAGGGCAGUCCUCCCCUAUUUCUUCUGGUAACCAGGCCGCUGAACAAAUGGUCAACAUGGUCCAGAAAUGUUUUGAUGAUCACGCCACUCCAGAGGACCAGAGCUCCACCUCUGUAUUAGAGUCAUGCAUUCCACCUGCAACAGAAGAGGUGAUGACUGUUAUUGCAGAGAUGGUGGGUGAAUUGGAAAAAAAAGAUCCGGAAUUGGUUAACGUUUUUCGAGAAGUGGCUGUGAAAGUUAAAAUGUUGGCAUCUGGCAGUGACCUUGUAGUGGAGCACCUGGAUGUUGAAGACGACUCUCCUGUUCCAGAGGAGCUGAACAUAAUAUGUACAUCUUGCAAAGCAAUGAUGCAAAAUCUUGGCACUCUGUUUAGUGUGAAGUUCAAGACCAAAGCUUCAAAGGCUGUGAGUGAAAUUCUUGUGAGAAGGUUAAUGAGCGAUAUCUCUGGUAUGGUUCAACCUUCUCAUUCGUUUAGUACCACUCCAAGCUUGAUGAAUGCAUCUCGCCCAUCUGACAGGAUCCUUGAUUCUGCGGCCACUGAGCUCAUACAGACCAAAGUAGAAUCUGAGGCAUCAAAAAUAAUUGAUAACUUUGUUGAAGAUGUCAAGGACAUUGUGCAGUAUGCUGAAUUAGAUCAGCCAACAAGCACCCAGAGAGAUGCCCAAGUGGGACACUGUACGACAAAGCAGAAACCCUUCCAUGCAGCUCGUAGACUCUGCGAGAGACUUCAGGCAAAGCUGGAGACAUUGUUCCUCAGAAUGGGUGGAGCUCCAGUCCAAGGGGAAGAACUUAUGGAAAAAGCUGACUCCAGUGCUGUGCUUCUGGAACAUAAUGACUCCAGUGAUCUGCCUGUUUCAAUCCUGAGCUUGCCUUCCCCAUGUAGGAGUGAAUCCCCUAUAUCAGAACGUAGUUCAUCUUCUUUAUCUGAUGGAUGUGAUUCAACUGACUCUGUAGGAGAAAAAACACCAGAGCAACCUGAAACCAGUAAGAGUGAGGCAAUACUGCAAGUGGUCAACUCAACAGGACUUGGUUCUCUCCGUAAAUGCCAAAGUGAGAACUCUCAACCAUUACUGUCUCUCUGUGAUUCCAACAUGGUGCCCUGCACCAAAGAGGUCUUGUCCCAGAUUGUGACCAUGUAUAGGUCAGAGGUGGCAGAUUUGGAAUGCACAUCAUCUGUUGCAGAGGGUUCCUCUUACAACUCCCUUGAAGUCUGUGGCUUUUUGGACAGUGUCAUGUCUUAUCUAGAAGACAUGCCUGUGUCUGGUUCUUCAUGGUUGGAAGGAUUAAGAGAUACUCCAGCCUCAGUCAUUGAGAAACUCUCCAGUGAGGAGUUCCAGAUGAACGCUACCAACGAAGUGCGAAAAAUACUGAUCAAAUCAGUCAGUAGCUUUCCCAGCAAAGUCAGUUCCAGCCAGACAGAUUCUCAGAUGUUGCCAGCAAAAUCAACAAUUUCCUUAAGGCAUACAGAUAUAACUGCUUUUGAAAUCGUUGGAUCAAUUAGAAAUGACAUGAAGAGCCUUUUCCCACCCACAGAGUCUUCUACUACUCUAUGGCAGGCAGACUCUAUGCUUCAACAGAGUGAUGAGAAAACCUCAGAGUACACUGAGGCCACACCCAAAGGCUCACAGUCUGGUUUGGAAGUAUCUGAGAAGAAGAUCUGGACAACUGCAAAGACUAUUUACCACAAUGUGAAGACAAAGAUGAGGAAUUAUUUUACAUGGCAAAAUCAAGUCAAAGCAACAACGGCUCAAGCCAAAAAGACCCUCAGCCAUAUUCUGGUUUCAAUUCAGAAAGAGCUGUCAAAAUCUGACCAAACGGUGACUGCGCUUUCACAAAUAGAGAAUGUGGUUGGAAUGAUGCUGAAGGAUGUUGAAAGGGUAAGCAGUGAAUGUGGUGAGGAACAGAUCUAUCAAGCGCCACAGCGUUCUUCCUCCUCGUUGUCAUCCUCAUCUGCCAGAUCAAAGAAGUCAGAGUGGGAAUUUUCACUCCCUGGCACUCCCAUCUCUUCUGAUUUACCAGAGAGUAUUACUCAGCCCAUUGUGAGAUGCUCAGUCAUCGACAUGGGCAAAUCUACUAAGCCAAAAACAUUGGUGUGUGAUGCCAGGGAAAGCAUGUCUGCAAUAGUGGAUACCAUCAUAAAGGAGGUACAUCCAGAGGAAGAAGGGGAGGUUGCAUUCCACCCUGAUCUAACAGCUGUAAUAGCAAGACUGGAGGAGCUCAUAUCUCAGGGUAGGAUUGGUGCUCUCUCACGUGAUCUUACUCACCAAGUCAACCGCAUCAUUUCUGAGAGCAACUUGACCCCUCUGGUUCUGACAGUGGCGGCUGGAAAGAGUGCAUCCGAUACAGUCCUUACUGAGCUGAAGAGGAAUGACAAGACGGUGGGGAAGCCCACAGCUUACAAGCUGGUUCAGCUUUUUGCAGAGGAGUCUGUGAAGCGCCUCUUGCUUCCUAGCCUUGUGCCCUCUACAGCUUCAAUGAGUUUGGCUCAGGGAGUUAGUGUGCCGGCUAGCGUAUCUGAAGAUAGGAUUUCAUGUUCUUUUUCUACAUCAGCAUUUAGUGACACAGUCAGCCUGUUUACCAAAGUAAUGGUAAGCCAGGUCAUGGACUCUGUGGUUUCUGAUGCACAAAGCAGAGGGUCAUCUCCAACCGGAACUGUAACUGAUAUAGGCAGUCUACUGAGUGGUAAGUCCUACCCUCUGCCAUCUUUCUCCGCCAUCAGCAUGACAACAAGUGGGACCUCCAAUGCUGCGGCCAACAUAGAUGCUGAGGAAAGGGAUACCAUCAGUUGUUUCGGUGUACCUCAGAGCAUUGUUUGUGAUCAGAAUUCAACCAGCCCGGAUGUUGCCUCGCUUUCAACCCCAUCCACUGACAACUUAGUCGGUGAUGAUGACUUCACCGGCCUCAUCAGCAUGUUAGUGGUGAGACUUCUGUCAAAAAUCCAAACCCAAACGGAUCUGUACCCAACUGACGUCACACGCACGUCACAAGACCUGAUUCCAAAAGUUAUAGCUGCCUUCUGUGCAUGGUCAGGCUGCUCUGAGACCCAAGCUUAUCCCAAGAACCUGAAGAGUCACAAAGUAUACAGCACCGUCUACAAACAUCUGUUGAAGGAGUUUGGCUCAGAGAAAAUACUCCAACUGGCCGUGUCGACUCAGGACUCCACAUUCAAUAGGAUUCUUGUGAAGUCAUUGAGCAAGGAGCUUCUCCACAGUUGUAACGAGGCAUCAAGAGCAGCCUCAAGAACAUCUUUCGAAGCCACCAGGCCAGAAGCUCUUCUCAUGGCUGAAGAUGUGAAGGCUACCAGAGGGAAGCUGUCUUUCCUACAAAGGCUUGCCAGACUGAAAUUCGACUUAAAGCCAUUCAUGAUGGGAAACAAGAAGGAUUCCAAGAAGAAUUCCCGCCAUUCUGUAUCUCAAGACCAGACUACUGCUGAAGAUAUCAUGUUGGCACAUCCUGCCACAUUUGGACUCCCAGAGGGUCUUCCCUCCACCUCUCAACAGGAGAAGCCUCGCAAACGUCCCCUUCUAAUCAGGAUGUUUUCCACCAUCUCCAUAGGCCUAUCCAAGCCAUUCAAACGCUUUUACCUUCGACAUCAACAAGCGACGCACGGGCUGGUCCUGCAGACUCCCACGCCCAUGGCCCAGGAGAAGGCUGGGGGCCACCUGCUCACUCACGUCCCAGCCAUCUCCUUUGAGACCAACUCUACUGUGGAGUGCACCUCCAAGAGGACUCUUGAAGAGAGGGACCGGGUGAAGGUUAAACUGGCCAACAUGGCCUUGAUGGGAAGGAUCAAAAAGUCUUGGCUGUGAAAUGCCAAUUAUGUGUGAUUAUCGAAUUUAUAAUUUUCCACUUUUGAAACAAUGGGAAAGACAGGGUUUAUAGCAAAGGUUGCUCAGAUUGGGCUUUUGGAAAAGGAUGGAGGAUGAAAGUGCACUCCUGAUUCAGAGAGAAAGAUCCAGCUUACUUUCAAUAACUCAAUAAAUGUAAGUGUUGGAACCAUACAUAGCUGGUAACUUGAGCUCGGCAGAGUAGUUUUGACCUGUGUCCAGAUGCAGUCAUUUAUGUUGUCUAAAUGCAAUUUGUCUCUUAUAACAAUGUUAUUUUUCUGAAUAAUGUAAUUUAAUUGACUGGUAGGUAGUCACUAACUAUUUGUAGCAUGUGUUCCUCUGUUUAUUGAUAUUUGCAUGGUGUGUAUGUGUUAAGCUGUUAAGUAAUUAAUGUUGAUAUUAUCCAAAGGGUUUUUAACUGAAAUGUUAAAUGUUGGAGUCUCGAUCUCAGACAUUUGCGCUCAUAUUUGUAAAUAGUAUUUAAAAAAUGGCAGAAUCAAACAGUAUUGGAAUAGUGACUUGUAUUUUGCAUCUAGAAGUGUAAGAAUUUUAGAAGACUGCUAUUUCAUCAGUCAAAUGUUGCACUGUUUGAUAAGACAGGGUAAAGAAAACCACCAUUUUAAUAAGUUUAGUUGUGAGUUUGACAUUUUACCACAAGAAGUCACUAUAAUACUAUACGUUAUCAAACAGGGUUGUGCUGAAAAUCAAAUGAACCACAGCCAAAUUAAUUAUUUGCAACUAAGAGUAAGAUUAAAAAAGACAUGUAUAACUUAUUUCUUGAUAAAAUACAUUCUAAAAUGUAAAUAUAUGUGAUUUCUGAG
This is a messenger RNA of Oncorhynchus keta (chum salmon), 6571 nucleotides long. RefSeq lists its product as uncharacterized. Lineage: Eukaryota; Metazoa; Chordata; Actinopteri; Salmoniformes; Salmonidae. Bases 1023 to 5732 code for a protein of 1569 amino acids. The record is from RefSeq and is a predicted model, not a curated record. The transcript has 9 exons.